AUGUCCUGCCAACAGAGCCAGCAGCAAUGCCAGCCCCCUCCCAAGUGUACCCCCAAGUGUCCUCCCAAGUGCCAGACCCCAAAGUGCCCUCCAAAAUGUCCUCCUAAGUGCCCUCCCAAGUGCCCGCCUGUCUCUUCCUGCUGUAGCCUGGGUUCUGGGGGCUGCUGCGGUUCCAGCUCUGGGGGCUGCUGCGGCUCCAGCUCUGGGGGCUGCUGCAGCUCUGGGGGUGGUGGCUGCUGCCUGAGCCACCACAGGCCCCGCAGAUCUCUGCGUCGCCAUCGUCACAGCUCUGGAUGCUCUAGCAGUGGGGGCAGCAGCAGCUGCUGUAGCAGCAGCGGUGGCAGCAGUGGUUGCUGUGGCAGCAGCGGUGGCAGCAGUGGUUGCUGUGGUAGCAGUGGGGGCAGCAGUAGCUGCUGUGGUAGCAGUGGGGGCAGUGGCCAACAGUCUGGAGGCUGCUGCUGA
This is a messenger RNA of Psammomys obesus (fat sand rat), 462 nucleotides long. Its product is annotated as late cornified envelope protein 1E-like. The transcript has a single exon. Lineage: Eukaryota; Metazoa; Chordata; Mammalia; Rodentia; Muridae. The record is from RefSeq and is a predicted model, not a curated record. The coding region runs from base 1 to 462 and encodes 153 amino acids.